Molecule: messenger RNA, 570 nt
Organism: Haliotis rufescens (red abalone)
Lineage: Eukaryota; Metazoa; Mollusca; Gastropoda; Lepetellida; Haliotidae
Exons: 1
Coding region: 1-570 (189 amino acids)
Source: RefSeq, a predicted model, not a curated record
AUGGGGGCUACUCAACGUCAGAUAGCCAGAACCUUCAACUGCACCCAAACCACCAUCAGCAAGUUGAUAAUCCGCUACCAACAGACAGGACAGACUCAAGACCGGCCAAGAUCGGGAAGACCGAGAGUAACAACACCGGCCGAAGACCGCUACAUCGGGCAGAUUCACCUCCGAAACAGAUGUGUGACGGCGACGUCAACGGCGGCAACAGCACUAGGGCAUGCCAUCAGCAGACGAACAGUCCUUCGACUUCGUACGGCUGGUAUACGAGCCUACCGACCCUUCCGUGGAAUGGCCUUGACCGUCUACACCGUCAACGCAGACUGCAAUGGGCACGAACUGUACGUCGGUGGCAGCGACGUGACUGGGCGAGAGUGCUCUUUACAGAUGAAAGUCGGCUCUGUCUGUUCAGGAACGAUGGCAGAGUUCGAGUUUUUCGACGAAGGGGAGAGCGACUGGGGCAAAACUGCAUUACAGAAGUUCACCCGUUUGGAGGUGGAGGCGUCAUGGUAUGGGGUGGCAUUUGUGGCCAGAUUACAACACGGCUGGUUAUCAUCCGAGGAAACCUGA